AUAACAAAAACAGCUCCUCCAAUAGCAAAACACAGAGAGCUACGUCUAGGCUUGCUUUCGUUAUACGAAUAAAUUAUGGCGACUCGGCUCUUAUCUUUUACACUCUUCUCUUCCUCUAAACCUCAGGUGCCAUUAGCAACUCUGUCUCAUAUCCUGUUCGGAGGUCACCAUGGACGCUUCAGUACUCAAGUGGAAAAGAUACGUUGGAAUCAUGUGGGAGAGUCAUCAAAUAGGAACCUGAUUUACAGAUUUAGAACUUUUUGUGCUAGCAGAGAUCUGGCUGCUAAGAAGUGUGUGCCAUGCAACUCAAAGGAUCUGCAAGCCAUGACUGAAGAAAGUGCAACUGAAUUUCUGUUGAAGGUUGCUGGGUGGAAUUUGGUGAAUGAAAAUGGUACACUAAAGCUGAAUCGUUCAUGGAAAGUAAAGAGUUUUACUAAAGGGCUGGAACUGUUCCAGCUUGUUGGGAACGUUGCUGAAACGGAAGGUCAUCAUCCAGAUCUUCAUCUGGUUGGAUGGAACAAUAUAACAAUUGAGAUAUGGACUCAUGCAGUGGGUGGACUAACGGAAAAUGACUUCAUACUUGCUGCUAAGAUAAAUGGGCUUAACCUGCAUCACCUACUGAGAAAGAAUGCUUCUGCUUGAGUUGUAAAUACAACUGAGACUUCAGGUUUUUCGUUAAUAGUCUUAUCUGAAGAUGUUAGGAAAGCCUUUUUUUUCUGGGUUUCUGUUAAGAGAUUUUAAGUUUUGAAUCUAGCUCUGCAUAACUGGUGACAUAGAGGUUUUGCAAACAUAUAUCGUGGUAGUUGUAUACACAAUCUUAAAGAUAAAGAUGACUGAGUUGUAUAAGAGGUUUGCAACUUCAGGGUUUGUCAGUGGGAUUCAUCGCGCUUUUGCUA
Messenger RNA from Populus nigra (black poplar), 896 nucleotides. Its product is annotated as pterin-4-alpha-carbinolamine dehydratase 2, mitochondrial-like. Gene Ontology annotation, molecular function: 4-alpha-hydroxytetrahydrobiopterin dehydratase activity. The transcript has 7 exons. Lineage: Eukaryota; Viridiplantae; Streptophyta; Magnoliopsida; Malpighiales; Salicaceae. Gene Ontology annotation, cellular component: mitochondrion. The coding region runs from base 76 to 642 and encodes 188 amino acids. Gene Ontology annotation, biological process: tetrahydrobiopterin biosynthetic process. The record is from RefSeq and is a predicted model, not a curated record.